GUGAAUGGCAUCUCAAAGCAUCUCAAAGAUGGCUCAAUAGAUGUGACGAUAAACACAAACAAUCAAUAAGUGAUUAAUGAAUUGAGUGCUGUAUUUGUCUAAUCACUGCUUCAGAUCCACUCAAUCCACUCCAUCCGCAAGUGAUGGCAAUGGCAUUGAAUGAGUGAAUCGGUUGUCAAUCACUUGCAGUACUCAAUGGAUGGCAAUAAUCGUUGUCUUCAUUAAGUCCUGAAUCCAUAAGUGUUUGCAUUGACUCUGAAUUGCAAUGAAUUGUGGCAUAAAGUGCUUGUCUUUCGCCCUUUUGGUCGCUUUGAUCGCAUCCGUCGUCCAAACCAAACACCGCACCGCCGAUGACGACACUCACCAACGCGUCCAACGCUUACAUCACACCACCGAUGACAAGGACUUUGACUUCGGAGAUGACAAACAACUGACAUCGAAGUCGAGUCUGAAUCGAGAGAUGAGACAAAUGUACAACUGGUGGACAAUUGAAGACAUUUGCAAAGACGUGAAGUGCAAGAGUUGGGAGUAUUGUGUGAUUAAAUCGAAAGGAGUGGCCGUUUGUGUCCAUAAGAAACAGACCGACGCUAAGGAUGUGGACGUUUUCGAUGUGAAACCGAAGUCAAAGUCGAAACAAGCGAUAGAUUUGUCGAUCGAUGACAACGAAGACGAAGACGACGAGGAAUACGAUGACGAGUCCGACGAGAAGAACACAUUCACAAAAUCGGAUGAAAAUAAGCUUAAACUCUGCACUCCGUGUCCUGUCGUGAGACCGGAGUUCAUCUGCGGCUCAGAUAACGCCACGUAUUCCUCCAUUUGUCGCUUAGAUUUCCACAAUUGUGUCCAUAAGACAGACGUACGGCUCGAAUGCACCGGAUUUUGUCCGUGUCUUCAGAAGAAGAAUAAGAAGACAAAGAUUGAGAAGAAAUGGUCUGAAAGUCGAAAAACGGGUAAAGAUUUCGAGAAUAAGAAUAAAUUACGCGAAGAGAAGAAGAGUUAUUCCGAUUUGAAAUCUAAUGAUAAUAAUAUGGACAACAAAUUUAAGUCGAAAUCAAAGUCUUAUUUCAAACCAAACAACAAAUACAAGAAACCGGAAAACAAGCAAAAUAUGCAAAACUCUGUUCUGCCGAACAGACACUACGAGUCCUCCAAAGCCGAGCACAAGAAGUGUACGGCCGAUGAUCUGAAGAGUAUGGGCUCAAGACUUGUCGAUUGGUUCAGUGUUGUGAUCGCCGAACAGAAGAAAGACCACGCGAUUCAGAGCCGCAAACACUCGGCUUUUAAGAUACCCGACUGUCAGCCAGAGGUGUCGUAUAUGUUUCAUCACUUCGACACCAAUUCCGACCUCAAGCUGUCCCUCAAAGAGCUGUACUAUUUAGAGCACGACCAGAAUGAACACUGUUUACAGCCAUACCUCACACAAUGCGAUGAAGACAACGACAAGUUUCUCAGUGCUUACGAGUGGUGCACCUGUUUUGACAAAAAGAGUCAGCCGUGUCUCAAUGCGUUGAAACACACUAAGAAGGGACUGUUGGGCGCAUACUCUCCACAAUGUGAUAGCCAUGGCUUUUAUAAGCCAAUGCAAUGUCACUCGAGUUCUGGUAUCUGUUGGUGUGUCGACAAGAAUGGCGUCGAGUUUACGAACACCAGAAGAAGGGGUUCACCCGAUUGUAAAGGACUGCUAAACAGAGCCCGUCAUCGGACUAUUGAAGAUCAGUUGAUAUCACGCGAAGACAUCGACGUGGAUGACGACGGAGACGAUGACGACGACACCGACGGCUCAGGCGAUGACCGGAUCAGUGUAUAGAUUGUAAUGACAGAACCGGUAGU
Molecule: messenger RNA, 1830 nt
Organism: Medioppia subpectinata
Lineage: Eukaryota; Metazoa; Arthropoda; Arachnida; Sarcoptiformes; Oppiidae
Source: the annotation of a GenBank genome assembly